GCCUGUCAACCGUGAAGAUGUCCAAAGGACUUCUCGUUUUCUGGCUCCUGAUUGAGUUUGGGCGGCUUUAUCUGACACCAGCCGCGGCAGAGAUUGUUGUGACAGCGCAUUUGGGUGAGCCGGUGACUUUGCCCUGUUUGUACUCGUCCUGGUCUGAGUACAACAGCAUGUGCUGGGGCAAAGGCCAGUGUCCCAACUCCAGAUGCAACGAGGAACUUAUCAGCACUGAUGGGACGAAGGUGAUCUCCUGGAAGUCACCAAAAUAUAGCCUUCGGGGGGCUAUCCGGAGAGGCCAGGUCUCCUUGACCAUCUCCAACCCCAGUGAAGAUGACAGUGGUGUGUACUGCUGCCGCAUUGAGGUGCCCGGCUGGUUCAACGAUGUAAAGAGGAACAUUCGCCUGCAGCUGAAGAGAGCCCCAACAACACUUCGAACGACAACCACGCUCCCGACCACCACGUCACAAGUGUUGACAACCACGUCACACGUGACGACAACCACGUCACACAUGACGACAACCACAGCUGUGCUUUCGACGACAGUCGUGGCCACACCUGACCUCACAACCAGAACGCCAUUUCAGACGAGCACCACCGCUGCCCUCACGACAGCAGCCAACACCUGCCCUCUGACCACCCCCAGCUCCCUCCCAGAGGCAGCCACGGAAGGGCCCUUCCUUACUGCAGAAUCAGAAACCCUCCUUUCCACCAAUGACUCUCGGGGAGGCACUGAGUCUACCGCAGACGCUGGCCUGCUCACAUCCAAAGAAACUGAAGUUUCAACGUCCCAGGAUGCCUGGGUGUGGAAAAUGAGGGAUUCUGUAACUACUCCUCAGCCUAGAGAAUCUGAGACAACAACUGCGCAAAACAAAACAGGGGUACAAGACUCUGUGAUGGGAAUGCCCAACUUCAACAACCUGGUGAUAAUCAUUGCGUCCUCCUUGGGGUUUGUGCUCUUGGGACUGCUCCUGAUGUUUCUCCUACGAGGUAAAGUCAUGGAAACCAAUUGUUCACAGAAACACUCAAGGCUAGACAAUGCUGGAGAAUGUAAAAAUGUCCUCAGUGACAUGCAGCAUGGACGGGAAGAUGAAGAUGGCCUUUUUACGCUCUAACAUGCUAUGUUUUCUUAGCAUGACAGGAUGAGGGCAUGACGCUUGACGUGUCAAAAUCAGUCUUAAUAUGUUUUGUUUUCUAUAAAAGCCCCACCUGUUCCACAGCUGUUAUGGAUCUAGUCUUGCUUUAGUUUUGCAAAUGAAAGGUACUUUAGAGACCACA
Lemur catta (Ring-tailed lemur) is the source of this 1272-nucleotide messenger RNA. RefSeq names its product T cell immunoglobulin and mucin domain containing 4 (gene TIMD4). The record is from RefSeq and is a predicted model, not a curated record. NCBI's taxonomy places the organism in Eukaryota, Metazoa, Chordata, Mammalia, Primates, Lemuridae. The coding region runs from base 18 to 1109 and encodes 363 amino acids. The transcript has 9 exons.